UCCUUAGUAACUGUUGGGUCUGGGGUUUGGAAUGCUUCUUGAUGCUUCUGGACUGGCAGGUGUCCCCAGCUCCUUGGUCCUUUCCAGAUUGCGAGCAUCCCCCUGCCCUUGUCUGAAGUACUCGGGUGUUUGGAACGGCUGCCACGCAGCUCUCCUGUCCUGGGCUCCGCUUUAGACUCUGGUCUUAGCCCUCAGCUCUUCCGCUUGGUCCCUCCUUCUCCCACUUCCAGGAAACCGUCAGCGAGUCCCAAAGCGUGCUGGGUUGCAGCGAGCAGAACGGGUGCUGGGUGUAGGGCCAUCCUUUGUCCCGCAGCCUGGAAGAAAUGAGCCUUGAGAGUGAGUGAGUGUGUAUGUACGACCGUGAAAUCCAGAGUGCAUAGGGGUACAUGUAAGUGUGCAACUGAGUAUGUGUAGUAACAGUUGUGUGUGUAUAUCAGAAAGGAAUCCAUGAGAUCCAGUGUGUGUAUGAGUGCCUUGGUCUGCUUCGCAUGAAGUCUUCUUCCUGAAUUUGGAAAAGUGUUUCCAUUUGUGUAAAUAUUUUGUGAAUAUUUACUUUGGGAGUUGAAAACUACUUGCUAAUUAUGGCUCAUCAAUAUUCAAAGGAAAAGCUAGAUGAGGAAUUCGAACAAUUUAUGAAAGAGUCUCUUUCAGAUGAUUCAGUUGAAAACUCAAAAAAGAUAUAUAAACAACACAGAAAAAGAGAUUUGAAAAAGAAAAAUUCAACACCAUGGUGGUUAACAGAUGAUAAUUUCGAGGAUGAUGGAGCACUUGGAACAAAUGUAAGUUUUUUGAAAGCACCAAAAGUUUCCCAGCAGGUUAUUGAGAUGGAAGAAGCUUCUGGCAAGGUACACCCCUGCAAAAGUAGUGGGACUUCUGUGAUAAGCAGAGACAGUUUAGAAACAAAUGAUUCAGUUAUUGCUUCUGGGCCAAAUAUUGGCAUUUUGGGAUUGGACACAUUAGAAGAACAAGAAGAGAAAGAAAGAUUUUUUGCCAGACUGGAAAAAGGCCUCACAUCAACCAUUGAUUAUUCAAAAUUAAAUAAGGCAUUGGAUUCUAAUGAAUCUACACAACUUAAAGAUUUGUUCAGAGAUAAAACCAAAAUGGAAUCAACUGAAGAUGAAAAUGAAGAUGAUUCUAAACAUGAAGAAAUAGCAGAAAAUUACAGUGAUGAUUUUGAAGAUGAAGAUGAUGUUGAGGUAUUGUCACUUACUGAAAAGGAAGAAAUUCAACACAAGCAAAAUCUCAAAAUAGAAGAGAUAAAUGCUCCAGCUGAGAAAGAAGAGAAAACAGGCAUGCUAGCUAAUGUGGUGCUGCUUGAUUCAUUAGAUUCAGUUGCUGAGGUCGAACUUGAUCACCGAAAUAAAAGAACAACCACAUUACAAGGACAGCCAGAAGUCACUGAUAAUGAAAUGACUGGGACAGGUGUGUCUUAUGGACAGAGCAACAGUGAGCUGGAAGCUCUGCAUCAGGCUUACCAUCAUAUUGAUCAGUCUUUGGGAGACACAGAUGAACCAAAAAUGGAAAGUAGUAAGAGCUUAAUGCAGGAGAUCCCUCAGGAAAUGGAUGAGUACUCAAAAAACAUCUCUACUCCUGAAUCUGACCUUCCUACUGUAGAGGAACUGAUGAAGCCUAUUAAAAUAAAUUCAUUACUUGGCGACUAUUUUGACGGGCAGCCUGUCAGCACGAAAAAAACAAUCGAAAGUAAGACAACUGAAUUUGUUAAUCCUCUGCCUCUUAAGAAACAGUCUCCUGUAAUAUCUAAGGAACAGCAGCAGCAGCAUUUGGACCAGCUUAUUGAAAUGAAUGAGAAGAAUAUAUUUUUGCAAAAGACUACAUACAAUAUUAGUGAAGGUAGUUUGCCUAAAGGAACUUCUACUGAAGAGAAUAUAGAUAAAACACAACUUGAUAUAUUAAGGAAAAAACUAGCCAAAGAGUCUUCACCCUUAUUUCAUGGUAGCAAAAUUAAUCAAGUCAUCAGAUCUCAGUUACCUCAGCUGAGCUCUGGGGAGGAUGAUAUCAGUCCUAUUAUCAGUAAGCAGACAAUAUACAAGAGGCCAACAAGUACACCUCCUUUAGUAAAGAGAAAAUCACAAAGUGGAUCCAAAGCAUCUGUGAGAAGCUCAGGAUAUGGCAAGUCAUAUUCACCAUUAAAAACUAGUUCUACUGUUGAAAAGAAAACAUCAAAGAACAUUAUAAAAAAGGAAAACUUAAAAUCCAAAUCCCCUCCAUAUAAAAUUAAGCAAAAAGGAACUUUAUUCGCAACAAAACUAAUAAGAUCUGGAGCGACUGAUAAACCAGUGACCAAAUCUGAAAUUUGUCUAACAACUCCUAGUAAAACACUUGUUAAUAACCUUCAGAUUCAAGUUCCUCCAGAAAAAGACUCCCAUAUACAGUAUCAGGAUGAUUCCAUUUUAGGCCCUAUGGGAAACCCAGAGAGAGAAUUGUAUUGGCUAAAAAGGGUUCAAGAGGCAGAAGAAAAUUGGAGUGGAGCUCAAGCCUUAAUUGAACAAAUUAAAGCUACCUUCUCAGAUAAACAGAAAGAACUUGAAAAUAAAAUACAAGAACUAAAGGAACAAAAAGAAAAAGAACUUUUUAGAGUGAAUCAAGAUAAUUAUAUACUUCAAGCCAAGUUGAAUAGCUUUGAAGAGGCAAACAAAAAGCUUAAGUGGUUUGAUGCUGAAGAAGCAGCUAGUCUCAUCUCUGAAGAAAAAAUAAAGCAAAUUCGAAAAGAAAUCCAAGAACAGGAGACCCUUCUUCAAGGAUAUCAGCAAGAAAAUGAAAGAUUAUAUAAACAAGUGAAAGAGCUUCAGAUGCAAAAUAAGAAAAAUGAAGAAAGACUGUUUAAAGAAAAUCAGUGCUUAUUGACUGAGUUGACUUCCUUAAAAGAACAGAUGCAUAAAAACAGUGUCCCGUCUCGAGUAGUUCAACAUUCAGAAGCAAACAAAAACCAGAGUUUUACAGAACUUCUUGCAGAACUUCGAACAACGCUGAAAGAAAAAAACAAAUUAUUAGAAGAAAUUAAAAUACUGAAACAAGACAAACAAGCUCUUGAAGUGGACUUGGAAAAGAUGAAGAAAGAGCGAGAUCUUGCUAAGAAUCAAAUUAUUUAUGCAUCAGGUGAGAAAUCACAUGAAAUAAAGCUCAUAGAAGAAGCUCAUAAACAAGAAAUCAGUUGUUUGCAGAAGAGAUUACAGUGGUAUGCAGAAAAUCAGGAACUUUUGGAUAAAGAUGCUGUUCGGCUCAAAGAGGCAAGUGAAGAAAUUGAGAAGCUCAAACUCCAGGUUGAAAAACUGAAAACAGAAGCUGGAAAUCAGUCUUCACAACAGAAGUUACGUCUGAAAGAUAGAGCAGUUGAUGCUAAAAAAAUUCAGGAUCUUGAACGGCAAGUUAAAGAAAUGGAAGGCAUUCUAAAAAGAAGAUAUCCUAAUUCAUUGCCUGCUUUAAUAAUGGCUGCAUCAGCAGCAGGUGAUACAGACAUUUCACCUAAAAAUACAGUUGAAUUUAUGGAAAAACGAAUAAAGAAAUUAGAAACUGAGCUUGAGGGUAAAGAUGAGGAAGCAAAAAAAAGUCUUCGUUCUAUGGAACAGCAAUUUCAAAAAAUAAAGAUUCAAUAUGAACAACGAGUAACGGAACUUGAGCAGCAGCUUUCCUGUAAAUUAACAGAGGAGCAAAAGAAACCUGAAAACUUGGCCAAUAUGAAGGCUCUAGAACAAGAACUUUGUGAUAUGAAGGAUGUCCAUCUGGCAACUGUAAAAACCCUUGAAGCUGAAAUAGAAAGUCUUAAAAGUCAAAAUGCCCAGUUAGAACUCAAGAAGAAUGAAAAAGAUGAUAACGAUUUCCAGUCUUUAGAAUUCCAAGUAGAACAGGCUCACACCAAAGCUAGAUUAGUAAGACUUAAUCAAGAACUGGCUGCAAAAGGAAGAGAAAUACAAGAUCUUACAAAAACUGUAGAGAAACUUCAAAAAGAAAGGCGACUGAUGUUGUCUAGUCAGAACUCAUCUGACAAACCCAGAAGUGAGGAAAGAUCUGCCAAAAAGGUGAAGAAAGAUCUCUUGGUCUUCAGUAAAAGGGAUGCUGACUCCUUUCCAGAAACCUUGGAUAGCAAAUUGUAUGAACCACAUGCCUUUGCAGAUUCUCACAUAUCAGAAGUUUUACAAGAAAACUCCAGAUUGAAAAAUGAGGUAGAACGACUGACAACUGAAGUGAAUGAGCAGAGGGCAAAAUCCGAAGCAGUGCUAGCCCACUCUGAAAGUUCAGUGAAAAGAACCAAAGAGGAUAUAGCAGAGCACAUUGCAGCCCUUAAAGCCUCUCACCAGAGAGAAGUAGAAAAACUUCUUUGCCAACAUGCUAUAGACACUUCUUCUUCCAAAGUAGCUGAACUAAAUCGCAAAAUAUCAACACAAGAGGUUCUUAUAAAGCAUCUCCAAACACAAGUUAGUGAGCUACAGGAAAGUACAGAAUCCUUGGCAAUAUCUCAAGUUCGAGAGGAAAUCCUCCAGAAAGAGAUUUCAAAACUUUUGGAAGAAUUGCGAGAGGCCAAAGAAAGUCACACUCCCGAGAUGAAGCAUUUCAUGGCGCUGGAAAGGAAGAUCAAACAGAUGGAGAUGCGCCAUGUGCAGAGGGAGCAAGAGCUGCAACAGAUAAUACAGCAGACACGCCAGGUGGUGGAAACUGAGCAAGAAAAGGAAGUGGCGAAAUGGAAGAGGCUGGCCCAGCUGAAGAACCAGGAGCUCGAGAAGUUCCGGGUAGAAUUAGACUCCAUAUUAGAUGUGCUCCGAGAGCUGCACCGACAGGGAGUUGUUGUUCCAGCUCCUUAUUCUGACCAAUUAAAUGACCCUGACUAUUGAGAUUUCAAGGGAACAGAGAGCAUAAGCCUGGAGGAGGAGAAAAAACAGACAGACCUGGAGAAAGCCAAAGCCCGAAGCCAGAGGAUUUCCACCAAUUAUUCAGACAACUGACGAUAAGAGAAGAUAAGUGAUCUCUGAUGGAUAAGGGGGGGAAAUGGCAUUGGGCCACAUUUCUUUGUAGGAAAAAUGUCAACAAUUCCAUACUAAAUUAUUUAAAGGAAAACAACUGUGAAAGGAUUUUAAGUAACUUUCUACAUAAGUUCAUUUUCUUUGUGCCAAGAAAACGGUUUCUGUUUUUCUUACAAAACUCUUGAGCACAGUCUUCAGAAUUGCCUAUCGGGUCAUACAGCUUUCCCUACAAUUUGAAAGAGAGCAGUUGCUUCUCAGUGUUCAGAAUUAUCUUUCUCCUCAUUUUCCCAGUUUCACCUUCCUUCCUUGAGGUGGCUCCUCACACACCUAAUAUCUUUCCAGACUAAAAGGAAUUAAAUCCAGCAGAUGUUUAAAACUGUGAAUUUGGAACGUGGGGUUUUGUUUAAACCAACAAAUCCUAAAUACCUGUUCCAUUUAUAUUAUUAUUUUUAACAUUUCCUUUUUUGAGGUCAGGUGAUGGUUUGCUAGAUAGAUGAAGUAAAACUUCAUAAAUAUUAAAGCUAACAGUUAAGCUUAAAACUUUUCUACAAUAGCCCUUACAAAAUAGAACCUUUCUAGGGUCCAUUGGGACUAAUCUUGGUUUAAAUUAUGUAAAAGAUAUGUGUGGAAAUUUUUUCAAUACUGAUUUAUGUGGUUAUUUUUAUGUAAUUUGUAAAUUACAAAUUUGAUGUAUUUUGUACACCUUAAUGUUAACAAAAUCACAGUGAAACAUGUGGUAUUCUAGUCCAAAUUUAGCUGUGGAUUAUUCGAACUACUCAUGAUGUUGGGCAUUUCAUAAAGCUAAGAUGUAUGGUAGUCAUCCUGGAAACCUCAAAUUUCAGGCAAUUAUGUCCUGAUGUUACACCAUCUUCUCAUUUGCAAGAACAGAUUUAUCAUUUUAAACUGAAUUUUCAGCAGCACUACAUGUUGAGUAUUAGUUGAAAUAAAAUAUGCUUAUUUCUAUAGAGGCAGAGAAAAAACAAAGAAUAAAUAUACAAUCUCAUCGCUUUCUAAAAGAAGUUGUGAACCUCAGAGUGGUGUUAUUUUAUUUAUGUUUGUAUGAAAGAAUUAUACCAUGAAAUAAUAAUAAAGUUGUCUACUUUUUAAUUGUUUGGAA
Monodelphis domestica (gray short-tailed opossum) is the source of this 6093-nucleotide messenger RNA. It is a transcript of the gene CEP162, whose product is annotated as centrosomal protein 162. Lineage: Eukaryota; Metazoa; Chordata; Mammalia; Didelphimorphia; Didelphidae. The record is from RefSeq and is a predicted model, not a curated record. Gene Ontology annotation, cellular component: nucleoplasm; axonemal microtubule; centriolar satellite. Gene Ontology annotation, biological process: cilium assembly.